Molecule: messenger RNA, 4129 nt
Organism: Pyrus x bretschneideri (Chinese white pear)
Lineage: Eukaryota; Viridiplantae; Streptophyta; Magnoliopsida; Rosales; Rosaceae
Product: LRR receptor-like serine/threonine-protein kinase GHR1
Exons: 6
Coding region: 755-3862 (1035 amino acids)
Biological process (GO): protein phosphorylation
Molecular function (GO): ATP binding; protein binding; protein kinase activity
Source: RefSeq, a predicted model, not a curated record
AUGUUUACUCUGAUAGGUAAAGCCGGCUAGAGUUGAAGUUCGUUGUGGACACGUGUCAAGAUCUGAUUAAGUCACAGAGAGGCCUUAGGUAAAAUUGGGUGUAGAAGAUUUUGAAGUCAUAAUAAUAACAAGGAUAGCAUCGAGUGAGUGAGUCCACCUACUCCUCCGCUCUCUGGCAAAUAAUUUCCUCCUACUCCUUUGACUAUGGAGAAGAAGAGUUUCUUGGAGAGAGAAGGGAGAGUGCAGCUUCUGGUUUUGCUCUUUUGCUUCCAAAUUUCCAAUGCUUAUGAUUUAGGCAGCAGCACAGGUCCAUUCUGAGUUUCCCAUUUCACGGCGAAGCUUGGAAGGAGCUUCAUUUCGUUCACUCUCCCUUUUCGGAAAACAUAAAUUCUACAUCGGAGAAAGAGAAGAUACAGGCCUUGGUCAAUAUGGGGUACACAAUGGAGGAGGCCUCAAUAGCAAUUGAAAGAUGUGAUGUCUAUGAAGAAGAAGAGUUCUUGGAGAGAGAGAGAAUGGAGAGUGCAGCUUCUGGUUUCGCUCUUUUGCUUCCAAAUUUCCAAUGCUUAUGAUUUAGACAGCAGCACAGAUCCAUUCUGAAUUUCCCAUUUCACGACGAAGCUUGGAAGGAGCUGGAGUUGGAGCUUCAUUUCAUUCACUCUCCCUUUUUGGUUUGUUUCUUCUUCUUCUUCUUCUCACUUAGUGCUGCCUGCUAAGUGCUUGGAGUUGGCAUUACCAAGGAAAAUUUGGCUGCUGGAUGCUGGCUGCUCAAGGAGUAAUGCAGACAAUCUGUUUGAGUUCGAUGCUAUUGUUGUUGGUACUAGCAGUAACUUCAUCGGGAGGAGGAGGACAGUCAGAUUUGGGAGCACUCUUAGACCUCCGGAAAGGCAUUCACAAGGACCCUUCGGGGAAACUUCUUGUUUCGUGGGAUUCUAACUCCUUGGACUCUGAUGGAUGCCCCUUGAAUUGGUUUGGGGUAACAUGUAGUAAUGGUCGCGUCAUCUCAAUUGCUAUCAAUGAUGUUGGUUUGGUCGGUGACUUCAGUUUUUCAGCCAUUACUGGCCUUACAAUGCUUCAAAACUUGUCGCUUUCAAACAACCAGCUCACAGGGACCAUCUCAAAGGUUGCUUUAUUUCAGUCUCUUGAAUACUUGGAUCUCUCAAGCAAUUUGUUUCAUGGGCUAUUACCCUCCGAUUUGGUCAACUUAAAGGGUCUAGUGCUUUUGAAUCUUUCUUCGAACCAAUUUGAAGGCAUUUUGCCCUCUAGUUUUGGCAAACUUGAACAGUUGAAGUUUAUUGAUUUUCGAGCUAAUGGCUUUUCUGGAGACAUUAUGAAUUUUCUAUCCAAAAUGGGUAGCGUGGUCCAUCUUGAUGUAAGCAGCAAUCUGUUAUCUGGUUCAUUAGAUUUGGGACUUGGUAACUCCUCUUUUGUUUCUUCUAUUCAGUACUUGAACGUUAGCCACAAUUACUUGGUUGGAGAGCUUUUUCCUCACGAUGGAAUGCCAUAUUUUGAUAGUUUGGAGGUGUUUGAUGCUAGUUAUAAUCAGUUAGUGGGUCCUAUACCUUCCUUCAAUUUUGUUGUCUCUCUACGAGUACUUCGGCUUGGAAACAACCAGCUAUCAGGUUCUCUACCGGAAGCUCUAUUGCAAGAGAGCUCAAUGCUCUUGUCAGAACUGGAUCUUAGUCAUAACAAACUUGAAGGUCCGGUAGGAAGCAUCACCUCUGCAACUCUGAAGAAGUUUAAUAUUUCUUCAAACAAACUGUCAGGCUCCUUACCUGCCAUGGUUGGGCAUUGUUCUGUCAUAGAUCUGAGUAAUAAUAUGCUCACAGGUAACUUGUCCCGAAUCCGAGGUUGGGGAAAUUACAUUGAAGUUAUCGAGCUAAGUUCCAAUUCAUUGACAGGAAGUCUGCCUAAUGAAACGUCUCAAUUUUUUAGGCUAACUUCAUUUAAGAUAUCCAAGAACUCAUUAGAAGGCAUUCUUCCGACAGUAUUGGGAACAUACCCAGAAUUAAAUGUGAUUGAUCUUAGCCUCAACCACCUACAAGGCUUACUUCUUCCAAGCCUCUUCUCUUCAACAAAAUUGACUGAUCUUAACUUAUCGGGCAACAAUCUGUCUGGGUCAAUACCCAUCCAGGACAUAUCAAGUGAUUCUUCAAGUGGUUCGGCUCAAAAUUUGAGCCUGGUGUCUAUAGAUCUGUCAAACAACUCAUUGGCUGGUCAUUUGCCCCCAGAGAUCAGUAAGUUCUGUAACUUAAUGUAUCUCGAUCUAUCUAUUAACAACUUUGAAGGUAGCAUUCCUGAGGACCUUCCAGAUGUCCUGAAAGAGUUCAAUGUUUCUUUCAAUCAUCUUUCUGGCGUCAUACCUGAAAACUUGCGGCAGUUCCCUGAUUCCGCAUUUUAUCCAGGGAACUCAUUGCUGAUUUUUCCUCGUUCUGCAUCUUCACCGAAGGAUGUCCCAAACAUGACUUUUAGGGAACACAGGCCCCUUAUGAAAGCAGCUAUUAGGAUCUCCCUCAUUGCAGGUUUGGUUGGUGGAGCUGCUGUUUUAGUUCUUUUAUGCCUUAUGAUCCAUUACAGGUCCCACUGGCAGAGAUGUAGAAGGGGCAGUUCAAAAGCAAGUUCUGGAAAGAAAGAUGCUGUGCAAGGAGGUUCUGCCCUUUCUCAUCGUCAUCGAUCAGCACCAGACAAAAACGUAGACUGCUCAAAAUCUUCUUGUGAUCUCCUUCCAAAGCUUUCACCAUCAACCCAAAUGGGGUCUGCUCAUGAUGCCCGUGACACUUUGUCAGUUGUAAAGAAUCCUAAGAAUUUGGGUCAUCCUGAAUCACAAGAAAGGGGUGAAGGGACAUCUUCUCCUAUGUCUCUCUUAUCAUCGUCGAAUCCAUCACCCUCUAAAAAGCAACAGCCACCAGAGAGUCCUGCUGUGCUCACGGCUUAUUCUCCAGAUAAAUUGGCUGGAUAUUUGCAUCUGUUUGAUGGCUCCUUGGCCUUCACAGCAGAAGAACUUUCCUGUGCUCCAGCAGAAGCUAUUGGAAGGAGUUGUCAUGGGACAAUGUACAAAGCAAUGCUCGACUCCGGUCAUGUAUUGGCUGUCAAAUGGCUACGGGAGGGAAUAGCAAAAGGAAGGAAAGAAUUUGCAAGAGAAGUGAAGAAACUAGGAAACAUCAGGCACCCGAAUCUUGUUUCUCUGCUGGGUUAUUACUGGGGCCCUAAAGAACAUGAGAAACUGAUUAUAUCAACUUAUAUCAAUGCACAAUCGUUGGCAUUCCAUCUCCAUGAGGCAGAGCGAACAAAACUCUCUCCUCUGUCACUUGAGGAACGGCUUAGGAUUUCUGUAGAUGUUGCCCGAUGUCUGAACUUCCUGCAUAAUGAGAAGGCAAUUCCCCAUGGCAACCUCAAAUCCACGAAUAUUUUAUUAGAAACUCCUAGUCUGAAUGCACUCCUUACAGAUUAUAGUCUCCACCGAAUUUUGACUCCCGCUGGGACUACUGAGCAAGUCUUGAAUGCAGGUGCUCUUGGCUAUCGCCCCCCUGAAUUUGCUAGCUCAAGUAAGCCCUGCCCAUCGUUGAAAAGUGAUGUCUAUGCAUUUGGGGUGAUCUUGUUGGAGCUCCUGACUGGAAAGAGUUCUGGGGAGAUUGUCUCUGGGAUACCGGGUGUGGUUGAUCUGACAGACUGGGUGAGACUGUUGGCAGAAGAAAACCGUUGUUUUGAAUGCCUUGACAGACUGAUUCUGGAAAGGCUGAGCGUAAAGAACUCCCCAACAGUUCUUGAUGGUAUGCUACAGGUAGCUCUAAGAUGUAUUCAUCCAGCAUCCGAAAGACCCGACAUUAAAACUGUGUUCGAAGACAUUUCAAGAAUAGUGAACUAAUGGGGCGCUCCGGCUGGAUAAAUGCUCUUAACUGUAGAGUUCUUGAUACUAACACCGUAUGUCGAUUAUUUCUUUCUUUAUUUUCUAAUUGUUUUUGUCAAAAUGGUCCUGUAAUUGACAAUGCCUAGUUACAGUUUAUAGAGAAAUAAGUUCCUUAUUGAUGUGUUAUGAAUAAAUUUCACAAAACCUACUCUUGGGUGUAACCGAUGAUUUAUUCCCCGCUCUCUCUCACAUUGAUUCCAAUAUGUUUCAAGUACAUUAUAUCCA